This is a messenger RNA of Closterium sp. NIES-65, 2028 nucleotides long. The record is from the annotation of a GenBank genome assembly. NCBI's taxonomy places the organism in Eukaryota, Viridiplantae, Streptophyta, Zygnematophyceae, Desmidiales, Closteriaceae.
AUGGACGAGUAUAGGGGUGGCCUAGGGGGGGUAAGCGGGUUGGGGGGCGAGGGGGAAAGGAGAGGGGAGGGCAGGAUGGGCGGGAGAGCCGUUGACGUGGGGGGAGGCUUGGCGGGUGAUUGGGAGGGGGAGCAUCAGCAGAGACGCUACAACCCGUUUCACCUGCAGCAAGAGCGGCAGCAGCAGCCAGAGUAUUUCGAGGAGGGCGACGAGGGGAGCGAAGAGGCGGAGGGGGAAGGGGGGGACGAGUCCGAGGAGGAUGUUCCGCUCAACCAGCGCAGGGGGAGCGCGCAGCACAGCGCGGAUGGGGGCGAGGGGGGGGCGCUGGGGGGCAGAGGCGCAGCGGGAGGAGUGCCUGCUCCAAGAGGGGGCGCUGGGCGCGGGAGGGGGCGGGGGAGAGGAAGAGGAGGGGGAGGAGGAGGGGUGGGGGGAAGGGGAGGCGGGGCUGUUGCUCCCCUGAAGCGCAAAUCCAGUGGCCCUCUGCCUCCCUUACCACACCCAUCCGUGCGCCAGCAGCAGGGGCUGCAAGAGCACGAGGAUGCUUAUAACGGAGAUGGAGUGCACGGAGAUGACUCUAUAGCGAGGGAGGACGCGUACGUGGGCAGUAGGUAUGGGGGUGGGCGGUAUAACGAGGCAGCAGCGGCGGAGAGAGAGGCGGUGCCAGGGCGGCUGCGGCUCACUGAGGAGGCGCACUCGCCCUUCCCCCUGCUCCCCCCGCCCCCCACCCCGCCUGCUGCCACGGCUGCAGCACGGUCGGCAGCAGAGGGUGGCAGAGCAGAGGCAGGCACAGGCAGUGGGCACACCCUGCAGCAGCAGCAGCGGCAGGAAGAGGGGGAGCAGGAGGGGCAGGAUGAGAAGCAGGGCAAGGGGGCAUCAGAUACGGGUGCGAGUGUGGCUGUCCGGUUUGCUGCAGCCAUGAGAGCCGCGGCUGCUGGGGAGGGGUCGCUGGCGGAGGAGGCAGCUGCCAUUGCUGCUGCUCUGCCUGCUCCACGCGUGUGGGACCAGACCAGCCUGGACAGGAUCUCGACCGUUGAUCGCGAGGAGAGGAUUCGACGGCUGGAGUCGCAGUGCAUGGACGAGUGUGUGCAGCUGUGCCGCGACCUCAUCGUGCGCCAACGCCUCUGGCACCAGGUGGGACAAGGGGGGAGAGGGGGGAAGCGCCUCUGGCACCAGGUGGGACAAGGGGGGAGAGGGGGGAAGCGCCUCUGGCACCAGGUGGGAGAGACAACGCCUCUGGCUCCAGGUGGGAGAGACAACGCCUCUGGCUCCAGGUGGGAGAGACAACGCCUCUGGCUCCAGGGGGGUGGAUGGGGGGAGGGAUGGCAGCUGGUGUGGGGAGGGAAGCGCCUGUGGCAUGAGGACAUAGUGGAUGCGGGAAAGCCCCUGCCGCCCGUCAAGCUCUUCCCCAUCGUGCCGCCACUGGACCUCCUCGACCCCGUCAGCCCGCCUGCCCUCCCUCACCUCCACUUUGACUCGCUCCUCCCGCUCCUCCCACCCGCCAUGCAAGCUGCUGCUGGGGCAACAGCUGCUGCUGGUGGGAGGGGAGUGAAGGGGAAGGCGGAGGCGGAUGUGGGGGCGGGCAGUGCAGGGGGGCGGGGAGGACGGGGCAGAGGAGGGCGAGGGAGAGGGAGGGGAGGGAGGGGAAUGAAGCCGGCGGGCUGGGAUGCUGAGUCGUCCGCUGCCGUGUGUGCUGGUGGCGAGUCAGCUGAAGGUGGGGCGGUGGCGGCAGGUUUACGGUUGAAACAAGAGGCGGCUGGGGCGGAGUGGGAGGAGGAUGCACCGUUGCGAAGGCAGCAGCAGCAGGGGGGGAUGAAGAGGCAUCUGGGGCAGGUGGGGGGCGCGCAGGGGCUGCAGGGCAGCGUUCCCGUGGUGGGUCGGCCGAAGCAGAUGGUUCGGCGGCUGCUGGUGUGGCGGGCGAAUGAGCGCGAGGCGCUGAGGAAGGCCCUGCUCGCGUUUGGGCUCACCCGACCGUCCAUGGUGAGCGACGAGGAUGCGGGGGAAGAAGGGAGUGGGGGCUUGCGAGAGUAA